GUGCGGAAAGUCAUCUCCCCACGUCAGUUUGCUGAGCGAGUGUGUUUAUAAAUUCCGCGGAAAAAGUGCAUUUUCCUCGACGAAAAAGUAAUGAGUCAACAGUGAGACUGAGUAAGUGCUUAGGUGCAAUAUAUCAGUAGUAAGAGUAGCAUAUCUAAGCGGAUUUCGGGGACGCGACGGCAUAUAAAAGCGCCUCCGGCUUUGCGACGUAGUUCAACACACACAAGAGAGAGAGAGAGAUGAAAGUGGAGUGCUUCCUGUUUAUUGUGGCCACGCUCUUUGUGGCCGUAUUGUCGGCGACCACGCACAAGCACACGCACAGCAGCAACAAGGAGCGGAUGGAGGAUGGCUCGUAUAGUCCCAAGAAUGCGCACCACUUCGACGGCGGCGAACAUCACUCGGAGUUCGACCAUGAAGCCAUCCUGGGCAGCGUGAAGGAGGCCGAGGAGUUCGACAAUCUGACUCCGGAGGAGGCCCAGAGGCGCCUGAGUGUGCUGGUGCUGAAGAUGGACCUGAAUACGGACGGAUUUAUCGACAGGCACGAGCUGAAGGCGUGGAUCUUGCGGUCGUUCAGGAUGUUGUCGCAGGAAGAGGCGAAUGAGCGCUUCCAGGAUGUGGAUGAGAAUGGGGAUGGACAGGCGUCGUGGCAUGAGUACAUGAAGGACACGUAUGGACUGGAGUCGGAGUUUGAGGUGCGUGACUCUGAUGAGCAGUACGCCGAGGAGGAGAGCAAACUCAUCCAAGACGACAAGGUGAUGUUCAAGGCGGCGGACAAGAAUGGCGACGAACUGCUCUCGCCGGAGGAGUUUGUCGUCUUCCUCAGUCCCGAGGAGCACCCCGAGAUGCUGCCUCUCAUCCUGGAGCAGACGCUGCGGGAGAAGGACAAGGAUGGUGAUGGGAAGAUUGACUUCAAGGAGUUCGUGGGCGAUUCCGCCAAGCAUCACGACAAGGAGUGGCUGCUGGUGGAGAAGAAUAGGUUCGACAAUGAGCACGACAAGGACGGCGAUGGUGUUCUCAAUGGCAAUGAAAUUCUGGCCUGGGUUGUGCCGAGCAAUGAGGACGUUGCCAGCGAUGAAGUUGAUCAUCUGUUCGCCUCAUCUGACGACGAUCACGACGACAGGCUGUCCCAUGAGGAGAUUAUCACCAAUUAUGAGACAUUUGUGGGCAGCGAGGCGACAGAUUACGGCGAUCAGCUGCAGAACAUCCAACACUUCAGCGAUGAGCUGUAGAAAGGCGGCCAAGUGAUUAUUCUACCUCCACAAACAGCCAUUAAUUAAUUGCCAAAUUCAAUAUUUAUUUUCGUAAGUAAACCACUGUAUUUAUUUCAAAUUACGUUUUAUGUAAAACACUUGAGUUUCUCCAUGACAAUUUUAUCCGCCUUAUCAAGAGCGCAUUAUCAGGCAUAAUUUACAUAGUGAUUUAGAGAGACAAUUUAGUUUAUCAGUGAGCGAUUUUCCCCCAAUUAUUUGAUAUCUUUCACUCUUUAUUCUAUUAAUCCAUUAAACUUACAUUUGAGA
This is a messenger RNA of Phlebotomus argentipes, 1517 nucleotides long. RefSeq names its product reticulocalbin-2. Gene Ontology annotation, cellular component: endoplasmic reticulum. Gene Ontology annotation, molecular function: calcium ion binding. The transcript is spliced from 2 exons. The record is from RefSeq and is a predicted model, not a curated record. Bases 240 to 1229 code for a protein of 329 amino acids. Lineage: Eukaryota; Metazoa; Arthropoda; Insecta; Diptera; Psychodidae.